GGUCCCGCCCCCUCCUCCUGCCAUUCAACCGCAUCUAAAAUCAACGACUUCUGAAACCAACACGGUGUAUUUGCUCUGGGCUCCACAAUGUGUUCGAUUCCUGGGCUUCCAUCACCAGGAUUAGAAGUACAUCUUCUUAUCACGAGGGUAAACCUAAACCCCAGCUGUGGUCUUGUGGAAUUGUGGGUUAACAUGGAUGAUGAAAGAAAGCAUAUUUAUGAGCAGAUGAAACAGGAAAUUCAGAUCCCUAAAAGGAAGUUUUAUGGAUCAGAAGGAAAACCAGGGGACCUGUGUUUGGCCUGCAUCAGUGACACGUGGCAUAGAGCUCGGAUUGUAUCAAUUCGAAGUGACGCGUACAAUGUUUUUCUAAUUGACCACGGAGAGCCCCACAUCGCUACAAGUGAAGCCUUAGCGUGGGCCCACAGUGACAGUUCUCUCCUUCCUCCUGAGAUCGAGUCUUGUAUACUCGCAAACGUCAUCUUCCCGGAGAACAAUUUGCCAGAAAGAGCCACAAAGUUUUUGAAGUCUCUUCCCGGCAAUAAAUUUAAGGGAAUGGUUCAACAUGUGCUGAUGCCAGAGGAUGCCAGGAAAAUUAUCCUUGACAUUCCGAACAUUUCCGAGUACAUCUGUGACGUGGGAGUUCCGAAGACCAUCCCAGGGGAGGACUUUAAAAGCCUUGUACUGAAAUGUAUACAUUUACUCAAAGGAGAGGCGUCUGAGGCCUACCGCACAACUCAGGAACAGAAUUUGAAGGUUCGCUGUCAACUUGAGAAACAUGACCAAUACUUAUACCCAGAACUGUUAAUCGACACAUUUGAAACUGUAACUGUUACAGAGGUAACUGAUCCACACAGCAUUUUCUGCAGACUCCUAAUUUUCUCCAAGGCCCUGAAGAUAUUAUCAGAACAGAUCCAGCAGCACUAUCGAGAGAGUUCAGAGUUUGGAGAGGUGCGACCACAGACCUGCGGGGAUCCAUGCGCUGCUAGAGAUGUGAACGGCAGAUGGCAUCGCUCGUUGUUGAAGCAAAGCAUCAUGACCGACGAUGGUGCUGUAGAAGUCUUGCACGUGGAUGAAGGAAAAACUGAAUUAGUCCCAGUCAGAGACAUCAGACCACUGCAUGGAAAAUUCCUGAGAAUGCCAGUUGUCACAUAUGUUUGUUCUCUUAAUGGACUAAAUGGUAACGGCACUGAAUGGACUCCAGACCAGGUUGAAUACCUGAAAUCACUGAUUCUCCACCAGACAUUAAUGGCCAAGUUUGACCACCACGAUAUAUCUCAAGAUGUCUAUCGUGUCACGCUCUAUACAGCUAAUGCCGAAUGCAUAAACGGUUGUUUUUUAGAGAAGGUAGGACUUUUUCCAGCCUCAAAGGAUGAAGAUGAAAUAGUUUCCAUUCCCCUCAGUUCACUUGGAGAUGAACAAGAUUUACAAAACACAGUCAGUGUAAAUGUUGAUGAUUUACUAGGUCAAACUUUGCCGUCCGACCAAAAUCUAAACAGCAAUAGCAGUUCGGCUGAUGUAUCCACGACUAGCACUGAUGAUCCUGUGUGCUUAGAACAUUCAGACAACAGUGAGCAUGAUUUCGAUGAUAAUACAGUGGGAGGUAAAAUUAAAGUAGCAGGGACCUGUGGCGGAGUGACAUCUGACGAAGAAGGUCUGCUGCUCAACAUGGUCGAUAUAGAAACACCAGCUCACAGUGUAUGCCAGCUUUUGGCCCAGAAAUGUGCGCAGACAGAAGCUUGCAUUCAAACUCCUCCACAGGUCCCAUUAGACGCAUACAAUUACUCCACACACAAUAUUGAGGUGGGUGGGAAAGAGAAAGUGUGUGUAACCAGUUCAGAGAGUGUUGGUCACUUCUACUGCCAACUAGUCAGGAAUUCUCAUUUGUUAGCCGAUGUGAUGGAAGAUAUUAAACAACUAACUGGCGAGCCGCAGUGCACAGAUCACCCUCUCGGACUUAGUAGCAUUUGCUUUGCUAGGCACCAUGAUGAUCAGUGGCACAGAGGUCAAAUAGUAGAAAUGUCCCCAAAACUUAAAGUGCACUUUGUGGAUUACGGUGAUACACUUGCAGUUGAUAAAUCUGAUAUAUGCCCUUUUCCCUCCGAGGGAGGUUUUGCCAGGUCUGUCCCUGUGCUGGCUGUUCCACUGGGACUGUUUGAGGUGCCAGCAGAAGUGCCACAGGAAGUUAACCAGUGGUUUGCAAAUUCUGCCACUGACCAAAAUUUGGCCAUUUUAGUCGUAUCAAAAGGGGAUAGAGGGAAGCUACUUGUUGAACUGUUUAAUGGAGCCCAACAUGUAAAUGUGCUAGUCAGAGAGAGGAUAUCAAAGAUGGCACAACAAAAUACGACUGGUUUCAUCCAGCAGACUGACCAGCUGUCUUCUAAAAGCCCAGAACAGUCCCGUGUGCCAAAUGAAUAUUGCUCAAAGCCAGCCCCCAUGAAUGUGUCAGUAUUAACAAAGACAACAGAGGAAAAUAACGACCAUAGCGACAAUGAAAUGUGUCCUAGAGAUGAGGUAAAGAUCAAUUCAGAAUCUUUAUCUAAUGUCUCUGCAACAGAGACUGAAUAUGAAAAGACUUUGGAUGUGAUUGUCGUGGAAAAUGAAUUUGUGUUGGCGGAGACUUUGAUAGAAGGAAAUCACAGUAACUCAGAAAUAACACAACUUUCCCUGUCUCCUUGCCUUGAGGAAAGCGUGAAUAUCUGCAUGUACAAGGAGCCAAACAUUUUACAUAAGGAGACAGAGGAGGUGUAUGCGUCCUGCGUUGUUGAACCACAUUUCUUUUGGUGCCAGUAUGCCAACACAGAGGAUCUCAACAAAUUGUCAAUUCUUGCUCAGGAAGCAGGACAAGCACAGCAGGACACGGUUUCCCCAGAGACUCUUGGUCCUGGCAGUCCAUGCCUUGCUUUUUUUCCCAGUGACAAUCGGUGGUAUCGAGCUCGGGUAAUUCACAGAACUGACAAUAGUCUUCAAGUUGUUUUUAUAGACUAUGGAAAUGAGUCUGACAUUGACAUCAAGAACGUGAGAUCACUGCCUCAGACUCUGCUGGAUGUGGCUCCUCAGGCCUUUCUGUGCUCUUUGAAUGGAUUUGAUGAGUCAAAGGGCAGCUGGGACGACCAAGCAUACGAUGACUUCUACAAUCUCCUGGUGGAUAAAGCCCUCAGAGUGACAGUUUUGAACAUGGAGGAUCAUUCCGAGAUGGAUCUUCCUCAGUAUUCAGUCCAACUAGAGUGUGAAAAUGUGGUUGUAAACGAUACAAUGCAGAAAUAUUGGAAGCCUGUUGCCGAGGAACAAGUUAUGACUGAGAGCCCUCGAACAAAAGACUCUCUCCAGGUUAGUGAAACUUUGUCCGACCAGACAGAACUCCAUGAUUCUAAAGAAAAACCAAAUACUUGCGUGUACAAGAAACCGGAAAUAUGCAAAAACCAGGCAGAGAGUGUUUAUGCCUCUUGUGUAGUGGAGCCCUGUUUCUUCUGGUGUCAAUACACCAACUCUGAGGAUCUCAACAAAUUGUCUAUUCUUGCUCAGGAAGCGGGACAAGCACAGCAGGACACGGUUUCCCCAGAGACUCUUGGUCCUGGCAGUCCAUGCCUUGCUUUUUUUUCCAGUGACAAUCAGUGGUAUCGAGCUCGGGUAAUUCACAGAACUGACGAUAGUCUUCAUGUUGUGUUUAUAGACUAUGGAAAUGAGUCUGACAUUGACAUCAAGAACGUGAGAUCACUGCCUCAGACUCUGCUGGAUGUGGCUCCUCAGGCCUUUCUGUGCUCUUUGAAUGGAUUUGAUGAGUCAAAGGGCAGCUGGGACGACCAAGUAUACGAUGACUUCUACAAUCUCCUGGUGGAUAAACCCCUCAGAGUGACAGUUUUGAACAUGGAGGAUCAUUCCGAGAUGGAUCUUCCUCAGUAUUCAGUCCAACUAGAGUGUGAAAACCUGGUUGUAAAUGAUACAAUGCAGAAAUAUUGGAAGCCUGUUGCCACGGAACAAGUUAUGACUGAGAGCCCUCGAACAAAAGACUCUCUCCAGGUUAGUGAAACUGAGUCCAACCAGAUACAACUUCAUGAUUCUGAAGAAAAACCAAAUACUUGCAUGUACAAGAAACCGGAAAUAUGCAAAAACCAAGCAGAGAAUGUUUAUGCCUCUUGUGUAGUGGAGCCCUGUUUCUUCUGGUGUCAAUACACCAACUCUGAGGAUCUCAACAAAUUGUCUAUUCUUGCUCAGGAAGCGGGACAAGCACAGCAGGACACGGUUUCCCCAGAGACUCUUGGUCCUGGCAGUCCAUGCCUUGCUUUUUUUCCGAGUGACAAUCGGUGGUAUCGAGCUCGGGUAAUUCACAGAACUGACUAUAGUCUUCAUGUUGUGUUUAUAGACUAUGGAAAUGAGUCUGACAUUGACAUCAAUAACGUGAGAUCACUGCCUCAGACUCUGCUGGAUGUGGCUCCUCAGGCCUUUCUGUGCUCUUUGAAUGGAUUUGAUGAGUCAAAGGGCAGCUGGGACGACCAAGUAUACGAUGACUUCUACAAUCUCCUGGUGGAUAAACCCCUCAGAGUGACGGUUUUGAACAUGGAGGAUCAUUCGGAGAUGGAUCUUCCUCAGUAUGCAGUGGAGCUUGAGUGCGAGGGGGUGGUUGUAAAUGAGGUGAUGGAGAAAUACUGGAAGGGAUUACACCAAGAUCCUGCCUUGGCAGAAGGUUUUGAAUCAGUGCAUCAGGAUGAAACCAAGCCCACGUAUGAGGUUGUUGGAGUUUAAGAUAAUGAAAAAGCCAGCAAAUGAAUGCUCUUCGCUGCUCGUGGAGAACCCUACUCUUAACGGAGAGUUCUCGACUCAUGAGAACAUGUUUGCCUUCAUGUUUCAAAAUGUUCUCUUAUGUCAUGAACAAGAUGACAUGUUCUUGUCAUGUAGUUAAUUUGUGUCAAUAAACAGACCUGAAUGAA
This is a messenger RNA of Hippoglossus stenolepis (Pacific halibut), 4925 nucleotides long. It is a transcript of the gene tdrd6b, whose product is annotated as tudor domain-containing 6. The transcript has 4 exons. NCBI's taxonomy places the organism in Eukaryota, Metazoa, Chordata, Actinopteri, Pleuronectiformes, Pleuronectidae. The coding region runs from base 88 to 4740 and encodes 1550 amino acids. Gene Ontology annotation, biological process: spermatogenesis. The record is from RefSeq and is a predicted model, not a curated record.